AUUUGGAGUAACUUCACAGCACAGGCUGCAUUCCGUGGGAGUUUCGGUGCGCUUGCGACGACAACGAUGGAAGCCGAGAUGAAUCCGACGGUGCUGGCCGCCAUGAAGGCGCAGAAGGAAUGGGCGAAAGCAGUGGCAUUCAACCAGGAGGGAAAGAUUAUUGCAGCUACGGCAAAGCCCCUGGACGGUGAAAUUGCGGGGUUCUUGAAGCUGUUUGACAGCCGCGACGAUACGAUGGGCACGGGAAUUGUGUACCUGAAUGAGCAAUACGAUGUCCAUCGAUUCCACCCACCGCUCAUCUAUGGCCGCCGAGGAGACCCGGCCAAAGGCGAAGGCGAAGGUAUCGCGAUUUGCAAAGUCGAAAAAGCGUCGAUCUACGUCCUCAUUACAUACUUCUUGCCCACGCUGUCGUCCCGCGCUGUACCACAGCUGCAAGAUUUCUGUGCCCAGCAUUUCGAGGCACCAGCCCAACAAUAAUCUCGAAGCGCGCGAGCGAAGUGAGGGUAUUGUCGCGGCGGAAAAUACAAGGGUGCGAUGAUCUUGCACGAGCAUGUACUUCGACAAGUAGGAAGAACCUGUCAUCAUUUGGAGAAUAGAACGGCAUUGAUCGUCGGUGGGAAAUGCCGUGAUGGUUUUCGCUCGAACAUAUCAGCCACCCAGGUUUCAUGCAUGGACGAAGGCGAGACGUCGUGGGCAUGGCAAGUCGACAGGUGGUUCCAUCGAAUUGCAUUGUACAUUAAGCGGACGCGGCAGCUUCCUUCUGUUGCUUGAACUCUUUCCACUCUUUGUUAAAUGCGCGCGCCUUGUCCAUGUUGACUUUGCGGCGGAAUGCGUUUUCCUUGGCAAAGCACUCGUUCAAUGCAGCC
Aphanomyces invadans is the source of this 866-nucleotide messenger RNA. RefSeq lists its product as hypothetical. Lineage: Eukaryota; Oomycota; Saprolegniomycetes; Saprolegniales; Verrucalvaceae. Bases 67 to 477 code for a protein of 136 amino acids. The transcript is spliced from 3 exons. The record is from RefSeq and is a predicted model, not a curated record. Gene Ontology annotation, molecular function: actin binding.